UUUAUUUUGGGGGGAUGAGUGGAGAGCGAGGGUUAUUUUGUUUUUUAAUUUGUUUGUUGUUGUUUUGUUUUUGUUUUUUUUGUGUGUUUUUUUAUGGAGCUCCUUACACAGUACCACUGCAGACGCGUGUGCAGGGAUUUUAGCAGGGGGGAGGAGGUCUACACGAAGAUCGGGCCUUCAACUCCGGGCCAAUUAGAUGUGUUGUCAGAAGUCAUACCCGCAGGUAUGGCCCAACUCAGUCACCGGCAUCUCAUCAUCCAUCUUCACGGGUAGCACCUCACAGCAAACCACGUUAAGAAAUCUCCGAAAAGCAACAGUGCGAUUCAUCAAUGAGCCAGCCGGCAAACAAUGAAACAUGGGAAAAGUUCCUCAUGCCUUUAUUUUCAUAUCAGUGUCGAAGACCAAGAUGUGAAAAAAAAAUUGACAAAGAUUCGCUUGUUGGACCAUCGUCCAUUUCGUACAAUUUUGGGUCCAGAAUAGACUUACAAAGCGGCAACAAAACAUCUAAAAAGACACAUGAGAAUGAUGAACAGAAAGAAGCAUUUGAUGAUGAUGAUGAUGAUAGUGUCAUUAUUAUACAUGACACCACAAACGUAGACAUAACGACAAAAGAACCAUUGGAUUUGAUCAGUCCUUACACUUCCGGUUCCGACGAUAAUAUUGUGUCGUCUGCAACAACAGUUCCUAGUAAUUCUAAUACGAUCCAGACAAAGAAGAUACAGAAAAGGUCUACCAAAAGAGCAGUAAACGAUAACAUCGUUGAUAACGUCGCUUCCAAAUACAGAAAGACAGAUAUUGGCAGCACAAAGGUGGAACAGAGCAGAGCUGAAAACAGCGACAGUUCCAAAGAGAACAAAAGUGGAUUUUUAAACAUUUUCAAAAGCUGGUUUACAUCUGGUCAGGUACCCAGUCCUUCCAGCGGGAUAUCAACCAGUGACAGUGUUCUGUUAAAAGCAGGUCUUCCAAAGCAAAAGCUUCAGAUGCGACCAAUAAUGCCCAUAGACCAUCGAGCUAAAACCUUGACCAAGUGGGACUUUUGGAUGUUCAGCAGUUUGGUUAAUUUUGAAGAUGAUGUUGAGAGGCUCAUGGUUCAAACAAAAUCCCUGGAUGUAUCCGUGGCUUCAGAAGAAAUGAAUACAGCAAUCGAGGAAAGCCUCCAUCUGCUGCAGACGUCACACACGCAGCCCGUGCUGGAAGACGUCUUGUACAAACAGUCACAUGUCAGAAUCCUUUUAACGGCCAUUCUGCAAAAGGUCCGCAUGAGAUUAAAGUUCGGCAUAAAAACAGAAGAACAGGUUGACCUGAAACACCUCCCGAACUGUAAGUUUGACUUCUUAUUCCACACGCACGAUGGAAAGCCGAUCGGAUGCAUGGAAGCAAAGACGUCUUCUGGCAUGAACAACAGAGCCUUCGCCCAAGCAACCAUCCAGCUCCUGGUUCUACAGCAACUUGCUUGCAAGCACGACGUUGACAUUUCGACUGUUCCCGUGUUCAACAUUCUUACCGAUGGUCAGAGAUUCGUGCUGAUGCAAGUCAAGGGAGAUAAGCUGUAUCUGGAGCACGUGUCGAAAAACGGAGAGGAAGUACUGAAUAUCCGAACCACGCAAGUGAUGGAAUCAUUAUUUAAUCUGUUUGAAAUGACACUAAACUGCAUGCCCUGAGCAUCAGUUACUGUGAUUAUAGUUACCUUCUACACACUAACAAAAAUGACGGUCGAAAAGUAAAAACACUUUGCGAAAGCCACCACCUAAAUAUUUCUUUCCUUGUUUUCUUUUCUGUCCAUGUUAUUAUUAUUUGUUUCACUCGAACAUACAAGCGCGCACGACUUUAUAUGUUUUAGUGUAAUCUCUUUGGUUUUUAAAUGUCCGCAUAUUAACAAGAUGUACAUGUAUUCCACGUGAGCAGAAUAAUCCAUUUGUGUCGAUUUUUAUCUUUUAAAGACGUCGUUGUAAUUACUAGACGUAGAGGAACAGGUACCUUUAAUAAAGUUACAUGUUAAACAUUA
Gigantopelta aegis is the source of this 2005-nucleotide messenger RNA. RefSeq lists its product as uncharacterized. The transcript has 3 exons. NCBI's taxonomy places the organism in Eukaryota, Metazoa, Mollusca, Gastropoda, Neomphalida, Peltospiridae. The record is from RefSeq and is a predicted model, not a curated record. The coding region runs from base 330 to 1661 and encodes 443 amino acids.